Capsella rubella is the source of this 1414-nucleotide messenger RNA. Its product is annotated as stearoyl-[acyl-carrier-protein] 9-desaturase 3, chloroplastic. NCBI's taxonomy places the organism in Eukaryota, Viridiplantae, Streptophyta, Magnoliopsida, Brassicales, Brassicaceae. Gene Ontology annotation, cellular component: chloroplast stroma. The transcript is spliced from 3 exons. The record is from RefSeq and is a predicted model, not a curated record. Gene Ontology annotation, biological process: fatty acid metabolic process. The coding region runs from base 99 to 1286 and encodes 395 amino acids. Gene Ontology annotation, molecular function: stearoyl-[ACP] desaturase activity.
GUACACAUCCCUCCUUUGUAACCGCACAACAAGGACACAAGAGAGAGAGAGAGAGAGAGAGAAAGAAAAAUCUGCUAGCUUGCCGAGAGAGAGAGAAAAUGUCGAUGGCUUUGCUUUUCACCUCGCCGGCGGCUAUUACAUCUCCUCGCCGUGGAUCUUCUCCUUCUCGUCGUCUUCGAGUUUCAUGUGUCACCACGAACCCUGCUAGGCAAAAGAAGGAAACAUGCAAUCAGUUUCGACCCAUCAAAGAAGUGAAUAACCAAAUAACACACACAAUACCACAAGAGAAACUUGAGAUCUUCAAAUCAAUGGAGAAUUGGGCAGAACACAAACUAUUGCCUUAUCUCAAACCGGUCGAAGAUUCAUGGCAACCACAAGACUUUUUACCUGCCCCGGAGAACGACGAAGAGUUCUACGACCGAGUGAGAGAGAUAAGAGAGCGAACGAAAGAGAUACCUGACGAUUACUUUGUAGUUCUUGUGGGAGACAUGAUCACGGAGGAAGCACUUCCGACAUAUCAAACGACGUUAAACACUCUUGACGGCGUUAAAGAUGAAACCGGUGGGAGUGUAUCGCCGUGGGCGGUGUGGAUUCGAGCGUGGACGGCUGAGGAAAACCGUCACGGUGACUUACUCAACAAGUAUCUUUAUCUUACUGGUCGUGUUGAUAUGCGACAUGUUGAGAAGACUAUACAAUAUCUUAUUGGUUCUGGUAUGGAUUCGAAAUUUGAGAACAAUCCAUACAAUGGCUUCAUCUACACUUCAUUCCAAGAGCGAGCUACGUUCAUCUCUCACGGCAACACGGCGAGGCUAGCCACAACCUACGGGGAUGCCACACUCGCGAAGAUCUGCGGCACCAUCGCAGCUGACGAGAAGCGUCACGAGACGGCGUACACGAAGAUCGUAGAGAAGCUGUUCGAGAUCGAUCCCGACGGAACGGUUCUGGCGCUGGCGAGUAUGAUGAAGAAGCGUAUCACGAUGCCGGCUCAUCUUAUGCACGACGGGAGAGAUAACGAUCUGUUCGACCAUUACGCUGCCGUGGCGCAGCGAAUUGGAGUUUACACGGCGGCGGAUUACGCUGGGAUACUCGAGUUUCUGUUGCGGCGGUGGAAGGUAGAGAGUUUGGGUUUGGGGUUGUCAGGCGAAGGAAGGAGAGCACAGGAUUAUCUGUGCACCUUGCCGCAGAGGAUCAAGAGGUUAGAGGAAAGAGCUAACGAUAGGGUCAAACUUGGGUCAAAACCUUCUGUUUCGUUUAGCUGGGUUUUUGGUAGAGAUGUGAAACUAUAGAUAUAUUUUGAAACAAUUAACAAUGAAAUAACCAAACAAUUAUAAAUAAAUAAACUAUGUUUUUGUGGUCCAAAAUGUGAAUUUGGGUAUGAACUGGGUUACCAAACUAUGUUUCAGUUUUUUAUUUA